UAUUCGUGGCGUGGUUGCUUUACGUAUACUCUGCAUUGGAGAAGAAUAGCCAAAGUUCAAAUCGCCCACGAAAACUGGUUCCAACAGCCGCUUUUUAUCCAGUGGAGUUAUCAGUUAAAACACUUUUUGGCUUCACCAGUUUUUGUUUUUUUUAAGACGUUGUUUUUAUUAAUAACUCCAUAUUCAAGUAAAGAUGACUGUCUUACUUGCUUUUGGAAUUGCCAUCGUUGCGUUGCCACCAGCAGCAGCCGAAGUCAUCAACACGUGCCAAGCUUUGCCGUCUCCGACACACAUGGACGUGAAGCAAGUGUCUUCAAACUACGAUGUCACUACCGUCCUUGCCACGACGGAAGCACGCAGCAACAUAGAGUGUAUCAUCAUGUGUAAAAUCUCACCAGAUUGUAUCUCUGUAUUCUACAACAGUCAAACUGGGAUUUGUUCAUUGUUGGAUGAAAUACAGUACUCGCCAGCGCUCGGGAAUGCGGUUUCAAUGGCUGGAGGCAUGCUAACCAAUGUUGUUCCGAGGGCUACUGAUCUUGAUCUCGAGAGUAAUCUGACAGUUUGUAAUGGCUCCCCGUGCCUCGUUUCUGGUAGAUGUAGAGAAGACUGUGAUCUUAAUGAACCUUUUUGUCUGGGAGAAUCAACUGACUGUGAUGAGACGCCAAUGUUCAAUAUUCAGCAGUGGUCAGGUACUUCCGUACACGCUCACGACACUGGGGUCGUCGUCAGCACUACUUACACCAAGACAAAAGACGCCAGCGGCUUGUAUCUGCUCUGGAGUGGGACGCUGAGAGCUGCUUACAACUGUGCAGGGUGCUGUGCGUCUUGGACCUUCACAAUAGAUGGCGCUGAGUGUUCAAACCCUUCCCCCAUUGACUAUGCAGAGUACCACGCAAGCAGAAAAGAUUAUCACCACCAUGUGGAGUUUUUUGGAAUCUGUUACGGGAUAAGUACGGGGACGAGAACUAUUGCCCUAAAAUACAAAGACUGCGAUGGAACAGUUCGCGACAGUUACGUGGGUUGGCAGGCCAGGUGGCGUUUUAUAAUGGCAGAAGUGGCGGAAACCACGGGAUCGGCCACAUGUGAGUCUCAAACAGCCUUCAAUAUUCAACAGUUUGCUGCACUUUCCCACACGUACACAACAAAUGAAAAUAUACAUUCGACGUCGCAUUAUGUAAAACGGGCAGCUGACACCGCUUUGCGAGUUCGCUGGAGUGGUAAUUUGUACGGGGAAGGCAACCAGAAAUGCAGUCGAUGGUAUUUCAAAUUUAACGGCGUGGAAUGCUCCAACCCUGGGUCCCUAGAGUGGGUGUUCUAUGUUAACGGUGGUCACGUGCCUCAGGUGAAACGAGGCUUUGCGUUUAAUGGGAUAUGUGAAGGUAUUGGUUCUGGAGCCAUUGUGAUAACGCUGCAUGUUGGAAACUGUACAAGCUCUGGUUACCCGCCCUACGAUGCAGAGACAGGGUGGAAAACCACAACUCACCUUAUAGUGGAAGAGACUAGACUUGGACAAGAUAUCAGUGCAGUUCUUGCCGCCAAUGGGACCACCAUCCGCCUGCCGUUCUACAACCGCGUGCAAGGCUAUUGGUAUGAUAUAUUCAGCGAUGCUGAUUCAGGCACUAUUCAGUCAAUCACUUACAACAAGAAGUCGAGCACCAGUGGAAUCCACGUCAUUUGGAGCGUCAACGUCCGGAUUGCUGGUAACGCGAAAUGUGCCAGAUGGUCCGUUACAUUUAACGGGGCACAGUGCUCUAAUCCCGGAAGUAUUGAGCACGUGAUGUAUCUAAAUGACGUCCAGAAUGCAGCAGCUUCGUAUUGGCAUCUUCCUGGUAUUGUCGAUGGCAUUUGUCUUGGAGUCGGGCGCGGUGACGUCACCAUUGCUUUGUUAGUCGGAACGUGCCCUUCACAUCAUGGGUCCAAUGCAUUUACCGGUUGGCGGUCUGGGACCUUCCUAAUGGUGGAAGAGGUGUUUCUUGGAGUCUAACAGUGUGCCAUAAUCUAAGAAGUGGUACUUCCAGACCUCUGAUUUGUCCAAUCCGUGGGCACCUGGAAGUGCUUUAUUUGCUGUGACAUGGAGAUGUAAAGAACGCUUGACACACGGUGUUAAAAGAUUUGUAAUAUAAGCAUUCUUUGUGCGUUGAUUAUUUUCCAAAAUUACCUUGGUGUGUUAAUUGUUCCCAGCUAUAAUGUAAUUAGUGUAUUAGUAAAAACUAGUGUAUUUGGGAUAGUAAAUGAGGUCCGAUGUAACACACCAGGGUCAACAAAAUAGCUCUGUUACUUCCAGAACAAUUGCGUCGACACAAUUGCCCUUUCACAUCUAGCGCAAUGCAUGUUGUCAACACAAUUGCUUUGUCACGUCUAGCAAAAUUGCGUCAACACAGAAUGCUCUGUCACAUCCAGAUUGCUUUGUAACAUCAACAGCUGAGAAAUAAUUUUAAACUGUUUGCUCUUAAAACAGUUUAAUUAAUAAAUUGUGUACCAGUUACUAUAGAUUAUGUUUGCCGUGGUACAUUAUUGUAACAUCAGUCAUUUAAAUUAAUUUAUCCUAAUUAAAUCAAAGAUUCGUACUAUUCACUACAUAAAAACUAUUUGGACAAAAACAAUAUCAAAUAACAAUAUGGCGUAUAUAUUGUGGUUUUAUAUAAUGCAUUUUAAAGUUGUUCAAAAUCAGGGAUGGUAAUCAUAAUGUUAUAACGGAGCAUCGAGGAAUUUCUUGUUUGAAUGGCACAAACAAAAACCUUUAAAA
Messenger RNA from Lingula anatina, 2746 nucleotides. RefSeq lists its product as uncharacterized. The record is from RefSeq and is a predicted model, not a curated record. Lineage: Eukaryota; Metazoa; Brachiopoda; Lingulata; Lingulida; Lingulidae.